Molecule: messenger RNA, 1169 nt
Organism: Nannospalax galili (Upper Galilee mountains blind mole rat)
Lineage: Eukaryota; Metazoa; Chordata; Mammalia; Rodentia; Spalacidae
Gene: Vps25
Product: vacuolar protein sorting 25 homolog
Exons: 6
Coding region: 108-638 (176 amino acids)
Biological process (GO): protein transport to vacuole involved in ubiquitin-dependent protein catabolic process via the multivesicular body sorting pathway
Cellular component (GO): ESCRT II complex
Molecular function (GO): structural molecule activity; protein homodimerization activity
Source: RefSeq, a predicted model, not a curated record
CAGACCUCCUGAGAGAUGUCCGGAACCUUUCUUCUGUGCUUUCUGCCCGGACGUGCUGAGGCGGAGACCGGAAGUCCUUGUUGGUUCCGGGAUUUUGGGCUACUACGAUGGCGAUGAGUUUCGAGUGGCCGUGGCAGUAUCGCUUCCCGCCCUUCUUUACGUUACAGCCGAACGUGGACACUCGGCAGAAGCAGCUGGCCGCCUGGUGCUCUCUGGUUCUGUCCUUCUGCCGCCUGCACAAACAGUCCAGCAUGACCGUGAUGGAAGCGCAGGAGAGCCCGCUCUUCAACAACGUCAAGCUGCAGCGGAAACUUCCUGUGGAAUCAAUCCAGGUUGUAUUAGAGGAAUUGAGGAAGAAAGGGAACCUGGAGUGGUUGGAUAAGAGUAAGUCCAGCUUCCUGAUCAUGUGGCGGAGGCCAGAAGAAUGGGGGAAACUCAUUUAUCAAUGGGUCUCCAGGAGUGGCCAGAACAACUCUGUGUUUACCUUGUAUGAACUGACCAGUGGAGAAGACACAGAGGAUGAAGAGUUCCACGGGCUGGAUGAGGCGACCCUUCUGCGGGCUCUGCAGGCCCUACAGCAGGAGCACAAGGCUGAGAUUAUCACCGUCAGUGAUGGCCGAGGAGUCAAGUUCUUCUAGCAGAGACCUGUCUGCCUUUACUUCCCUUCCCCCUUGCCAGGGCUUUCCAAAGGAGACAGACCUAGUGUCCCCACACACUAGCUCAUCACUCCACCAGACUCUAAGGGCUCAAGUCCUGAAAGCUGGGACCUAGGGAUGCUUUUUCCACUUCCCAUUAUGUCUGUCCCUGGGAUAGGUUGAGCCCAGGGUGCCAGGGAGAAAGGAUGUGCUUCUUCUUGCCCUACCUCCUCUCUUGUCCUAGACUGUCCCUGAGCCAGGGUCUAUAAACCUGACACUUUAUAUGUGUUCUCACACAUAAGUACAUACCCACAUGCACCUGCACAAGCUUUUCUCUCCUCCCCGCUCCCACCCCUUCAGCUGCUGUUGCCUCUGGUCUCAGGCUGGUGCUGGAUCCUUUCUAGAGGACCAGGGAAGCCCCGGCUGCAGGCAGCCUACCAGGCAAUAUAAAGAUAGGAAGCCCCAGACAGGGGCUGGCAGCUGGCAGCCAGAGGCAGGGCCACACUGAUUUAUGAUAUUAAAAUCUCAACUCCA